Molecule: messenger RNA, 638 nt
Organism: Bombyx mori (domestic silkworm)
Lineage: Eukaryota; Metazoa; Arthropoda; Insecta; Lepidoptera; Bombycidae
Gene: mRpS10
Product: mitochondrial ribosomal protein S10
Cellular component (GO): mitochondrial small ribosomal subunit; mitochondrion
Source: RefSeq, marked provisional
GGAAGUAAAUUAAAUUAUUAAAUAUUUCUACAGGACAAAAUUAAGAUAAUACUAUAGAAAUUAAGUUAUAUUUAAAUAUGAAUGCAAUAAGAAGUAUCUGGCGUUUAACUCCUGUUAGAGGUGUUACAAUACCAAAUUAUGCAAUUCGAUCACUAUCCGCCAAUACAACGGCGCUACCUCAUGCUGUUGAACCAGUGGUUCCUCCUGUGGAAUUGGACAAGUUAUAUAAAAGAGUAGAAUUAGAAAUGCGCGGUAUAGACCCGGCUGUGCUACUCAGCUAUUCAUGGUUUUGCGUUGCUGCUGCUUCACAUCUUGGUAUCGAAGUCACUAAGAGUUGGGCACUAAGGAAAGCAGAGAAAGAAAGGCACACACUUUUAAAAUGUGUACACAUUUACAAGAAACACAAAGUGCAGUAUGAAAUUCGUACAUACUUCAGGUUUAUACAUAUGCAGAGGCUCACUGGAUCUACGUGCGACACAUAUUUGGAAUAUAUCGAACGGAAUCUGCCAGAAGGUUGUGCGUUGAAAGUUACAAAAAUUGAAUGUCAAAAGUUACCUGAACAUUUAGUACCGCCUAAGAAAGAAAGCGAAGAGUGAAUUGCCAUUGUAAUAAUUUAGAAUAAAAAUAAAUUAGUUAAA